This is a messenger RNA of Hansenula anomala, 742 nucleotides long. It is a transcript of the gene UBC8, whose product is annotated as E2 ubiquitin-conjugating protein UBC8. The transcript has 4 exons. NCBI's taxonomy places the organism in Eukaryota, Fungi, Ascomycota, Saccharomycetes, Phaffomycetales, Wickerhamomycetaceae. The coding region runs from base 1 to 591 and encodes 196 amino acids. The record is from RefSeq and is a predicted model, not a curated record. Gene Ontology annotation, molecular function: ubiquitin conjugating enzyme activity. Gene Ontology annotation, biological process: ubiquitin-dependent protein catabolic process; protein polyubiquitination. Gene Ontology annotation, cellular component: nucleus.
AUGAGUUCUCCAAAGAGAAGAAUUGAAACAGAUGUUAUGAAACUUCUUAUGAGUGAUUAUGACGUGAGCCUAAUCAAUGAUAGUAUGCAAGAAUUCUAUGUAAGAUUCAAAGGACCUGAAGACACCCCUUUCCAAGGUGGUACAUGGAAAAUACAUGUUGAAUUACCAGAUCAAUAUCCUUAUAAAUCACCUUCAAUUGGAUUUGAAAAUAAAAUAUUUCAUCCUAAUAUUGAUGAAGGUUCUGGUUCAGUUUGUCUUGAUGUUAUAAAUCAAACAUGGUCUCCAAUGUUUGAUAUUUUCAAUAUUUUUGAAGUUUUCCUACCACAGUUAUUACGUUAUCCAAACCCUUCAGAUCCUUUAAACGGUGAUGCUUCUUCAUUAAUGUUGAAUGACAAAAAGUUAUAUGAAAGUAAAGUUAGAGAGUUUGUUAAAAGAUAUGCAAGUAAUCCAAAUUUGAAAGUUGGUGAAGAUGAUGAAGAAAGUGAUGAAGAGUUGAGUGAUGUUAGUUCAUUAAGUGAUAAUGAGGAUGAAGAUGAGAUUGAUAUUGAAGAUGAUGACGACGAUGAAAUGGUUGGUGAAAUGGAAGUUUAAUGAAUUUCCAAUACAGCACCCUUGUUGGAGUUUUCUUUGCUUUACGUUUAUCAUUUGUCAUGUGCUCUCUACAAUUUCCUUUAUGAACUCUUAUGAACUGGGUUAUCAUUAUUAUUUUAUUGGCGUCCUUUUAUUAUCUUUUUUUUUGUCC